Lepus europaeus (European hare) is the source of this 1915-nucleotide messenger RNA. It is a transcript of the gene DBR1, whose product is annotated as debranching RNA lariats 1. The record is from RefSeq and is a predicted model, not a curated record. The transcript has 8 exons. Gene Ontology annotation, biological process: mRNA splicing, via spliceosome. Lineage: Eukaryota; Metazoa; Chordata; Mammalia; Lagomorpha; Leporidae. The coding region runs from base 77 to 1717 and encodes 546 amino acids. Gene Ontology annotation, cellular component: nucleus. Gene Ontology annotation, molecular function: RNA lariat debranching enzyme activity.
CGGUUCAUGUUGGCGGGAGCCGAGCGGGCAGUGCGUGCGUCCUCGCAGUCGGGCCUGGGCGCCUCGGGCCGGCAGGAUGCGGGUGGCUGUGGCCGGCUGCUGCCAUGGCGAGCUGGACAAGAUCUACGAGACGCUGGCGCUGGCGGAGCGGCGUGGCCCGGGGCCCAUCGACCUCCUCCUGUGCUGCGGCGACUUCCAGGCGGUGCGCAACGAGGCCGACCUGCGCUGCAUGGCCGUGCCGCCCAAGUACCGUCACAUGCAGACCUUCUACAGGUAUUACUCUGGAGAGAAAAAGGCCCCAGUUCUCACAAUCUUCAUUGGGGGAAACCAUGAAGCCUCAAAUCAUUUGCAGGAGUUACCCUAUGGAGGCUGGGUGGCACCAAACAUUUACUACUUAGGUUUGGCUGGUGUGGUGAAAUACCGAGGUGUGAGGAUUGGCGGAAUCUCGGGGAUCUUCAAAUCUCAUGACUAUCGAAAAGGUCAUUUUGAAUGUCCCCCUUAUAAUCCAUCUACAAUAAGAAGUAUAUAUCAUGUGAGAAAUAUUGAAGUCUAUAAAUUAAAACAGCUGAAGCAGCCUGUAGAUAUAUUCUUAUCUCAUGAUUGGCCAAGAAGUAUAUAUCAUUAUGGAAAUAAGAAGCAACUUCUUAAGACUAAGUCUUUUUUCCGACAAGAAGUGGAAAAUAACACGUUAGGAAGUCCUGCCGCUUCCGAGCUUCUAGAGCACCUGAAGCCUGCGUACUGGUUUUCCGCACACCUUCACGUGAAGUUCGCAGCCUUGAUGCAGCAUCAGGCCAAGGAUAAAGAACAGACAGCCAAAUCAACCAAAUUUUUAGCCUUGGACAAAUGCUUACCACAUAGAGACUUCCUUCAGGUAUUAGAAAUAGAACACGACCGCAGUGCCCCUGACUACUUGGAGUAUGAUGUUGAGUGGCUCACUGUUCUCAGGGCUACUGAUGAUCUCAUUAAUGUGACCGGGAGCCUGUGGAAUAUGCCUGAAAAUAACGGCCUGCAUACAAGGUGGGAUUAUAGUGCAACAGAAGAAGCUAUGAAGGAAGUGUUGGAAAAAAUGAAUAAUGACCUCAAAGUUCCGUGUAAUUUUAGCAUAACAGCUGCUUGUUAUGACCCUAGCAAGCCACACACGCAAGUGCAGCUGGUUCAUAGGAUCAAUCCUCAGACUACUGAAUUUUGUGCCCAGCUUGGUAUCACAGACAUUAAUGUCAGGCUUCAGAAGGCCAAGGAAGAACAUCACUUGUGUGGUGAAUAUGAGGAGCAGGAUGAUGUAGAGAGCGCUGACUCUGGAGAGGACCGGAGUGAAUACAACACGGACACAUCUGCACUGUCGUCUAUUAAUCCAGAUGAGAUAAUGCUAGACGAGGAAGAUGAAGAUGAGGAUAAUAUUGUAAAUGCAGACAGCAACGUCACUACACCACCUGCAGAACCUUCUUCUGAUCAAGCUUCUGACUUCUCUGCAAGUUUCUCUGAUGUCAGGAUCUUGCCAGGUUCCAUGGUUGUGUCUUCUGAUGAUACCCUGGGUUCCCCAGCUGGUGGAGAGGGGAAACUUGAUAGGGCUGUGGAAUCAGAGGACAGCAAGGACUUAACAGAGGAGCCGCUGAAGAGGCUGAGUGACGAACAUGAACCUGCACAAAGAAAGAAAAUUAAGAGGAGAAAUCAGGCCAUCUAUUCUGCAGCUGAUGAUGAUGAUGAAGCAGCAACAUAAGGCAGUGUACUUGUCUCAGUAUUGUAUUAUGUACAUAUGUGAUUUUGGAGACUCCAUUUUUUAUAAUUGGAUUUUUGACUCAGGCUUAACUUUGUAAUAAUGAGAUUAUCCCUGGAAAUUCCAGGUAAAUAUUUACUUUGGUCUUUAGGUCUUUGUAUGUUUCAUAUAUGAACAUUAAAAUUUCAUAUAUUUGCUUGA